AAACGUAAACAAGAGAAAAUAUUCUGAAAUAGGAAAGAAAAUUCGUGAAAAUGUCGAUUAACACAGCACAUGCCUUAGGAGGUGUCUUGAUUUUUGCUGGAGAAAGGAUUCUGUUAUAUUGUGAUGAUGUGGAAAUAGGAUUUGAUGGAGGUAAUCAACCAGAGUUCAAAGGUCACAAGAAGGGUCGGUUGUACCUCACUACCCACAGGGUGAUUUUUAAUGCAUCUAGCAGUAAGGAAGUGUUACAGUCAUUUAGUAUGCCCUUCUACUGCAUGCGGGAAAUAGAGCUCGAACAACCUGUGUUUGGUUCAAACUACAUCAAGGGGAAGAUAUUGUCUGAGCAAGGAGGGAAAUGGCAGGGUGUCGUGAAGAUCAAGAUGUGGUUCACGGCAGGAGGAGCUAUCGAGUUCGGACAAGCUAUGUUACGAGCUGGACAGCUUGCAUCCAGGUACCAGACACAACAACCUCCUCCUUACACCCCUCCACAGGGUCCAGUUUACCAGGCCCCACCCCCCAUGUACACCCCACAGUACGGAAAUUAUAACUGGGUUCCAUUUGGUACAUUCCCUUCAGCUCCCCCAGCUGAGCAGGUGUAUAUGACAGAAUCUCCACCCCCUUAUCCUGGUAUUGAACCUACAGCUCCACCCCCAGCUACAAAUGGGUACCCUCAGCAAUCAAGUGCAGAUGCCAAGGCCCAGGAAGCUGCUGGAUCUGCGUACUAUAAUCCCUCAGCGCCCCACAAUGUCUACAUGCCCCAGCAACAGCAGUAUGGAGGUUAUGGCGCCCCGCCAUCCUACUCAGAUGUAGUCAACAAGAAAAACCAAUAAAACAAGUGAUACUAAAAAUAACUGACACUAAAAAUAAAUUUGAUAUUUAAUUGAACUUUAACUAUCUGUAUUUUUAAUGUGUAUUUAAAACAAGUUUACAUUUUUAUCAUUGGACAGUUUCCUGAAAAAGAAAAGAAUGACUCUAUUUAUGCACUUACUAGUGGAUUAUAAAAAGUAUUUACAUGUAUUAAUGAUAAUGCUUUAUAAGUACAACAUAAGUGCACUGAAAUUGCAAGUUACUGUUCACAAAUAAGAAUCAAUUGUAUUAUAACUGUAAUACAUUAUCACUGGCAAAAAUAUAUAUACAUUGUUUCAUGUACUUUUUGUUAUAUUUAUGAUGGAGGUGUUUAAUGUGUUAAUAGUGACCCUUUAUUUUGUUAAAGUGCAGAGAUAUUACGUAUGCAUGUAGUAAUGAUGUGUUAUAUCAGUCCUGGCUAUUGAGAUUCUUUUUCAGGUGUUGGCCAUCGUUGCUCAGUGUAACAUGUUGCUGUUAUUUUCAUUUAUAUCCAUUCUCAGAAUACUGUGUCUGUGCAUUUGACUAUGGGUCCACUUUUCUUUUCCUGAAGUACAUUUUCUUUAAAUAAAGAAAAAUUGUUGUUUAAAAAAAGAAGUUUUCAGUAAAUGUUAUUUGUUGAAUUAAUAUUAGGAAUCAUUAAAGUCUGAGUAUGAGGAUUAAUAUACUUUUGUUUUUAUGGCAGUAAUUACUCUAGUACCUGGUACACUGUAUAUACAGUUAGGCAAAUUAAUAGUUGUUAUAGCUCUGUUGUUUUCAAUAAAAUCAGUGACCAUGUA
Saccostrea echinata is the source of this 1619-nucleotide messenger RNA. RefSeq names its product WW domain-binding protein 2-like. Gene Ontology annotation, cellular component: nucleus. Gene Ontology annotation, biological process: positive regulation of DNA-templated transcription. The transcript has 7 exons. Lineage: Eukaryota; Metazoa; Mollusca; Bivalvia; Ostreida; Ostreidae. Gene Ontology annotation, molecular function: transcription coactivator activity; chromatin DNA binding. The record is from RefSeq and is a predicted model, not a curated record. The coding region runs from base 51 to 827 and encodes 258 amino acids.